Cryptococcus wingfieldii CBS 7118 is the source of this 3657-nucleotide messenger RNA. RefSeq lists its product as hypothetical. Lineage: Eukaryota; Fungi; Basidiomycota; Tremellomycetes; Tremellales; Cryptococcaceae. The record is from RefSeq and is a predicted model, not a curated record. The transcript is spliced from 6 exons. Bases 1 to 3657 code for a protein of 1218 amino acids.
AUGUCACUUGCCUCAUCCUCCUCUUUCUCCAAAAAUCACCCACCGUCCACUGGCAUCAAAGCGACCUCCCACGACCACCCGCUGCUCACCCAGGAGGAGAGCAAGACCCGCCACCGACGAGCGUCCUCCGUCUCGAAACCCCCGCAGCUCGUCUUCCCUACCGCUUGGGCGUUCCCGUUCCCGGCCAGAAACAACACCGAAGCGGGCAGCUCAAAGCCAAAGCCAGCGAGACCACCCAGGUCGCCUCUGCGACCCAGUUUCCCGAGUGCCAAGCGCCACAGACGCGCAUCUAGUGCUGCCACUCCCAGCGAGCGGACCAGGACCGACUCGAACUUGAGCUAUAGCGGUAUAGAAUACCUCCGAGGUGUGCUCAGAUCUUUCAGCCAGUCGUUAUCGAACGAUAUUCAAGAGUCGGAAGAGUCUGACGAACACGGUGUUGAACUCCAGCCUUCCGAUCCCAUUGAAGAAGCCCGUCAUCGAAGAAACUCGUCUCUUACGCUGCCGCCCUACUUUCGACAAUCUUCAUCGUUACAAACAGCCCACGUAUCCGACAUGUCUCUCGCCGAGCAGCGCUCUACACAGCGCAUAGUCGACGAGCUCCUGGGCGAGCUCGGUCCAGGCUCUCCCCGCGGUUCUCCCACUUUCCCCCAAGCACCCCCAAAAUACCUCGACCGAGUGCGCAAACAUACAGAGUAUGGCCACCGGCGCACAAACUCUUCCCCUGGAGGAUCUCUCACAUCCGAGGGUGAUCUCAGAGCUCGUACACUCAGCGGCGGCACGUUUGGACGGCUGGUCAGCGGGCCUGAUUCGGAUCGUGCUACGUUGAAAGGCGCCAGGGGUGGGACAGCGACGGCGCCGACUUCGCCUGUGCUCAGUCAAGUGCGCUUGCCUUUUGCUGCUGCUGCGCAACGACAGGCUGAGCCUAUUGCAUCGCAAGAGUCACUUGCCAAACUUCCUGCGACGACGGCUCAGCCGGUGCUGCCUCUGCCGCCUCCUCCGAGCCAGCCACGAGAGACCGAGGAUCUUAGCGCAUCUCUGCCCCAGCCUCCUCCGCACGUUCGUGUAACCAAAUCAUCCGUCCCUCCAGCUAGCCCUCCUCCCACUGGGCUUCCCCCCCAACCGCCUGUCGUUCCUAUCAAUGUGGCUCUUGCCGGAAAUCAUCCGUUUGCGGCGGUCGUUCAGAUGAUGGAGAAGGGUGAUUCGCCGUCCAAGCGGAAAAGCAGUGGAACCGUUCACAACGAGAAAGGCAAAGGGCGUGAAGAGGCAGGCGAGGGAAGAGCGCAGACUGUGAGAAGAGGCUACAUUGGCCCCGGAGGCAUCAUGCACCGUAUUACAUCAAGCCAGUCUUUGAGCAAGGUUCGCAGUGCUCUACCAUUCGCCAAACCGACCGCACAAUCAACUACCUCCGUCCCCCUAACCCCGGGCUUCUCGACGACCCCCACACCCACAUCUACUACGUUCCUGCGCCCCGCGCCGCCUCCACCUCAAACACUCACAGCCAACCAUCUCACGUUCGCCCCGUCGUCCGCCCGAAGCCCCUCCCCAGCCCCAUCAAAACAAUCAUUCCUAUCCCCCAGCGCCGAGUAUGCUCCCAGCAGACUCCAACAGCCUACCCGCGGAUCUACGAGAAUGUCGGGGAGGCUUUCGCAGAUGGGCUUACCAGAGGAUGUGGACAUGAUUGAGAUACCGAGGUUCAAGAAGAAGGAGUUAAAUUUGGGGUUGGUGAGGAAGCAGGCGGCGGCGCAGAGGUUGGUUUGGUUGGGGUUGGGCGGGUUGUGGGGUAUCAAUGGGUUGUUGAGCUUGUUCUUUGACGUCAAUGUCAUGUACAUGCUCGUACAUGCCAAGGGCUGGCAGUUCGCUGCUGCAGCUUAUGGUAUUCUUUGGGGUGUAUCGACUUUGGUGGUGUGGCUUGGCUGGGAAUUGGGCUACGAAUUCUGGCGACGAUGGAGACUUGACCGCCCCGCUAUCGAGCCCAUCUACUUUUCCCUUCCCGCCUCACUCCAUCUCGCCCUCAAAUCCUACGACCACUUUCUCUUCCUCCUCCACAUCCGCACCUCUCCCCUCCGGACACCGUUCGCAAGAGACAUCAUCCCCGAAACGUGUUAUGCGCUGGUCCAGCUGUUUCCGGGGCUGAUACCGUUAUUGCCGAGGGCGGCUAUUGCGGUGGUACUGUUGAUCAGUUUUUGGUCACCCGCGACGGAUAUCCAAGCGCCCUUUGGCGGGAGGGUCGACCAUGUCGCCGAGAGAGACGACCAUUUCUUCCGAAGCGACGCUGUCGGGCAGCUUACAGAGUACGCCAAAGGCGUCCUGCUGGCCUUCACAGUCUACAUCGCCUUUCGCCUUCUUAUCGUGCUGGGCUCUGCCAUCGGCUUGUGGAUGUUUUCAGGCAGACCCCUAGGCGGCCUCGUAGGCCACCGCUUCCGCAACCUCUUUUCCAAAACCAAACGCCACUCUACCAUGAACCCUCCUUCGACCCCGCAUAGACGUCGUCCGAAAUCGUCUUUCCAGCCGCGCGAUCCGAAUCUCACACAAUCGCCCCAGAAAAGCUGGGUUGACCAUGAAAACGCGUGGGAUUGGGCUUGGAAAGAACGGACGCGGGCGAGGGUGCAGGAUGCGUUUGAGCUUUGUAUCGUGCGUGUUGAGGGGUCGGGUGUGGGGCCGCGGAAUAGUAUCUUUGCUGGAUCGCGAGCUGGGAAUGACGGGACGAGACGGGGCGAGAUGCCUUGGGGCCGAGCAAUGGAUAGGGAGAUGGGAACGCAGGAAACGAUCCGGCUGGACGAUAGGGACGUCAAGGGACCUUCGUACUCUGCCGACGACUUUAUCCAGCAGAUCACUACGGACAAGAAUGCUUCCCAUCUCACGCUUCCUCAAGUGUGGGAACCUCCCCGGCCCGAAUCGUCUACGCUCGAACGCCCGGUACGGCCCACCACCUCGCGGGCCGGGACGAUGGCGACAGCCAGUUCGCAAGAUGUGUUUUACACGCCUACGAAUGGCAACACGCCUGUCCUCGAAAAGAGCCGCUCAGCUGCAGAAGCUGGUGCACCCAAAACCCGUGCCCCGCCGAGCGCAUACAAGCCGCACGGGCUGCUGACCGAAUUCGGCGUCAAAGAAGAAGGUCGCGAGAGCCCCGACUCGGACGACGACGAGUCUGUCGGUUUACUGUCUGCUCAUACGAGCCCGAGACAUAGUUUACGGGCACGCACAAUGUCGGGCGGGUCAAAGAGUCUGCGGGAUAGGACAUUGUCAAACAGUUCGCGCCGCUCACGCAAUAUCUCGGGCAACUCGUCUACCAACACAUCCAACUCGCACUCUCACUCUGCUUCGACGUCGUCUACCACCCGGCGUAGGGCGCAUACCACCUCCCACCCGGGGUCUGCGGAUUCUCCAAGGGCGAGGUCGAGCAGUAUCACGAUGAUCCGUGAAAGCCUAAGUAACGCCGCGUCGGUCGUUGGGGAGGGAAGCCAAGGUUUCAUGAGGAGAGCGAGGAGCGGGACGGUGAUGAGCAGUAUGGAUGGCAAGGUGAAGCGAUAUAGGAGGAUGGACGGAGAGGAGAGCGAGGAUGAGGAGUUGGCCGAGCAUGGUAGCCCGGUCACUCCGAGAUCAAAACAUGAUACGACUAUGGGCAUGCCCUUUGGCGUCCCUCCAUCUACAAAAUAA